AGUAAUGAAGCUUUCGCUUCUCAAGCCCAAAACUCAUAUUCGGAUAGCUCACAAAAAUCUCAUGAUAAAUUACAUGUCAAACAAAUUUUGGAAUCACAAUCUAUUUAUGUACAGCUGUUAAUAGAAGAAUUAAGAAUAGAACCUUUAGUGGAAGAUACUGUUAAAGUUGUUAAUUCUCGUACUCAUGUGACAGAAUCUACUCUAAAAUCCAGAUUUAAUCCGAGUGAUAACAAAAAUCACAUGACCAAACCAUCUAGCUUGAGAGACGUAUCAAAUAUUAAGGCAAGUAUAUCAGCUAAAUCAUUCCAUGCCCCUAGUUCGGAAGAUAUAAUAAGUGAAGAUAACAAAUCUUCAUCGAAUACUAAUAACAAUAACUAUAUUCUACAGGAUAAUAUUUUACUGGAAACGAAUCCAAAUGAUUCAACUGAGGUAAGUGAAUUAUCUGAAAAGGUUUCAUCAGAAACAGAG
Molecule: messenger RNA, 468 nt
Organism: Scutellospora calospora
Lineage: Eukaryota; Fungi; Glomeromycota; Glomeromycetes; Diversisporales; Gigasporaceae
Source: the annotation of a GenBank genome assembly